GACCACUUUCCGGUUGUUAACAAACCCGGAUUGGUGUGAGUAGUGUUGGCUUUGUACAUGUGUAAUGGUGCGAGCCUUCUCCGAUAUCAGACCGUUCUUAUCAGUGUUUAGUGUAUUUAUUUUACUUGUCCAGCAACAAACCGCCCCGAAGAGUUAGUCGACGACCGAAACACAACCGUACCAGGUCCCACUUGUGAGAGCGUCUGAAAGAAACUGUUCCGUUCUAACGAUUCGUUAGUUUAUUUUAUUUUUUUUUACCGUUUAUUAACACCCGCAGUACAGCAUGAACACAGGAUUUAACUGGAUUCCGUGGACUUCGCACCAGGGCAUACCACCGGUAGCGGUGUACGCCGGAAAUGAUCAGGACGGUUCACCGAUCUAUGUUGGCCGAGCGUACCAUGAGGGUGAUCAGCUACCGGCAAAGGUGAUUCCUUCCAAACAGGCAGCUUACGUUUCGCACAAUGGAAUGGAAAUUUUCAAGACACACUUUGAGGUCCUUACGGGUACUGGAUUCACCUGGGUCGGUAGUGGAAAUGGGCAUGUACCGGCUGGUGCUGUUCUGGCCGGUAGUACGACCACCGGUGAGCAGCUGUACGUUGGACGUACACAUCACGAGGGCAGUUUGACACCGGGUAAGAUACACCGGUCUCACGGAUGUCUCUACAUUCCGUUCAACGGUGCGGAACAAAGCUUCCUGUCGUAUGAAGUUCUCGUUGGACAGCAGCGUUCGACCUGGCAAAACUGUUCGGCACAUGCACCGAUGCCACCGAACGCUAUCCUGGCGGGACACGAUUCGGACAGCUCACCGAUUUACGUUGGACGGGCGUACCACGAGGGUGAUCAGCUCCCGGCAAAGGUGAUGCCAACGAAGCAGAUCGCGUACGUCUGUCACAAUGGAAUGGAAAUUCCGAAACAUUCGUACGAGGUGCUGGUCGGUGGUAACGUGUCCUGGAUACCGUCCGGAUUCGGUAGCGUACCGCCGAACGCUGUCUUUGGUGGACGCACUUCGACUGGCGAGGCGUUGUACGUUGGCCGGGCACAUUACAUGGGCAGUUUGACACCGGGUAAAAUUCACCCAAGUCACCAAACGCUCUACAUACCGUACGGUGGCAGUGAGAUCCCGAUCAAGAACUACGAGGUGCUGAUCGAAAACUGAGCAUUGUUUCCAGUGGCCCAUUCUUUCCGGGAUAAAAUGGUCGAACUAGUAUCAUAAAUGCGUUUGUAGUUGUUUUUUUUCUUCAAUUUCUAUUUGAUCAUCAAACACACACACACAGACAGACAGUUAUGUAGGUUGGGUUUAUGAGAGUGGGCGAUCAUCUUUUUGUCUUCUUGGAGAUACGUUUACGGAAAUUGCAAAGUUGUCCAUUAAAAUGUGCAAUCCUUUGUCGUGUCGGGAUUUUUCUUUACCUGAUCCAGCAAAACGAGCUCGUAAGUAAUGAUCGUUCCGGCCAUCUGUAGGUAGAGAGAUGUAAUCAAUAACAGUGCAAUUACAAGCUUCAAUAAAUAAAUUUCCAAUUAAAAA
Molecule: messenger RNA, 1522 nt
Organism: Anopheles funestus (African malaria mosquito)
Lineage: Eukaryota; Metazoa; Arthropoda; Insecta; Diptera; Culicidae
Exons: 4
Coding region: 284-1156 (290 amino acids)
Source: RefSeq, a predicted model, not a curated record